AUGGACCAAUCAGGAAACCAUCUCAUUGAGUAUGAAACAGAUAUUAACAAUAAACCUUUGUUCACAUUACCUACUUAUGUAACAAGUACCAGUUCUAACAAUAUCUGCGUAGUGGAUCGCUUAUUGAAAAAUGCCAAAGGAAGAAUUGUUGUAAUUGGUCAGGAAGGAAAUAUUAAAGGGAUUUAUACAGGUCAUGAUGAUGUUAAUACUGAAGACAAGCCCUUUAUACCCCUGGGUAUACUUGUUACACAAUCAGAUAACAUUUUGGUUGUAGACUGGGCGGUAAGUGUAGUUCGUAUUUUGAACAGUGAUGGAGAAUUCAUUUCAUACUUAAAUGUAUAUAACCUUGGAAUCCAGUAUCCACAUUCUAUUGCGCUCUCCACACCAGGAAAACUUUAUAUAGGAUGUGGACGUGGUGAAGAAAGUCUUAAAAAUGAUAAAGCCAAACUUUACGAGGUUGAGUAUUCGGGAGUGUAG
Messenger RNA from Mytilus trossulus (common blue mussel), 477 nucleotides. RefSeq names its product tripartite motif-containing protein 2-like. The transcript has a single exon. The record is from RefSeq and is a predicted model, not a curated record. The coding region runs from base 1 to 477 and encodes 158 amino acids. Lineage: Eukaryota; Metazoa; Mollusca; Bivalvia; Mytilida; Mytilidae.